Rhizophagus irregularis DAOM 181602=DAOM 197198 is the source of this 3735-nucleotide messenger RNA. The record is from RefSeq and is a predicted model, not a curated record. NCBI's taxonomy places the organism in Eukaryota, Fungi, Glomeromycota, Glomeromycetes, Glomerales, Glomeraceae.
AUGGUUUUCGGUUUAGGGAAAAAAACCAAAUCUAAACGGGGAAGAAUGAAAAAAAAACAAAAAAAAAUUUCGGUUUGGAAAAAAAAAACUGGAAAAGAAAAAUCUUUUAAAAAAAGAAAUGAAAAAAGAAAUGAAAAAGGUGUUUCGAAAGAGAAAAGAGAAAAUUUGAAAAAAAAAGAAAGAACCGAAAGUAAAAGAUCGGUUCAAGAAAAAAAAACAAAGAGCGAAUGUUCUUCGUCUAAUAAUUUAGAUGACUCGGUUGCAUUCAGAAUACCAAUGCUUGAAAAUACGCUCAACAGUUGUAUCCUUGAAUUAGAAAUGAGCGGACUUACAACGCCUAAUGAAAAAGCGGAAGUGCUUAUUAAUAAAGAUUUGACUAAAAUAGAAAAUUUGUUUGCUCUUAAAUUACUUUUUGAAAACCCACUUAAUGAAAUUUCGCCUGGAAUCCUUCGUAAUUCUUUAGUUACUUUAGCGAAUCCAACACUUUUUGAUUAUUAUGAUAAAUUAAGUGUGGCUAGGCUAGAGUUACAUAUUCGUACCUGGGUUGCUGUAUUGGAAAAAAUUUGCUUUACACCAAUGCGCUUAAGUAAAGAACUUCGAGAUAAAGUUUAUAAUUCUUUAGCAAAAUUUGCAGAAAUUCAUAAAAAAACAACGCAAGUAAUGCAAGAAGGAAUUGAUAAUAAUUAUAGGUCUGACUUUAAUCAAUUCAAUCAAUUACAGGAUAAUAAAGAAGAUGAAGGUAUUAUAAACAAACGAAAUUAUAAUAUUGACUUCUUAUUAAUUCACUUACGGGAUACAUUGCAUAGUUUGCGUGAUGAUGAGACUUGGUUUCAAGAAAUUAUACGAAGAACUAAGAAAUUGUUUAAAACUCUAUUUAGCCUUGCACUACAAGAAGCAAAUAGUGUUAGUCCAAAUGAAAUUGGUUCAAUACUUACUCAAUUACGCGAGGGAGUAAGUUUUAAGUAUCCAGUAGCGUCAUAUUAUGUAGAUUGGAGAAUUAUGUUGAUAAUUCAACAUAAUCUAUUCGAAUUGUCUGGAAGCGUCAGUAGAAAAUUUCAAGAAAUGGUAUUAAUGGAAUAUUUUUGGAGUUAUUUGGAAAAAGAAUGGACUAUUGUUACUAACAGUUCUAUUUUAGAUUUACAAUCCAAAUUUAAUGAAGUAUCAAAUAAACUUGUUAAAGUUUUAAGAAAUACUGGGAAUUUCAUCAAUGAUCUUGCUGGAAAUGAACCUCUCACUUUACCACAUACUUUAUGGUUUGGGAUUUUAGAUCUUGCACAAAAUCUUAUUCAAAAUUCUACUCGAAAAUCCACGCAUGGUCUUUGUUAUUAUUUGGCAAUUGAAUCACUUAACAGAGCUCCAAGCAGUUUCAUUCAAUUUAAAGCAAUUGAAAUAUUAUUUCACUUGCGUAAAAUUGAUGAUCAAAUGUUUUCAAUAAUUAAAGCUGACUUUGAUCAAUACAUUCAAAAAUUAGAUGAAAAUAAUUCAGAAGAAGUUCAAAAGUUAUUAAUAUUUGUUGAUAACAAAUGUUCUGAUGAUUUUAAUUUAUUAAAUAAUAAUCAAGGAAAGGAAAAAGGAAAGGAAAAGGGAAAGGGAAAUCAAAGUGCAUGUUUUACAAAUGUACAAAUAUCAAAAUCGGAUAUUUUAGGGAUUAUUGCGAUUGAAAUGACUUGUCCAAUUGAUCGUGAACCAACGGAUCAAUUGUGUGUUCUAAAAUGUCAACAUUUAUUAUCAUUUAAUAAUUUUAGGAAAUUAAAACACAAAAAUUGCCCUAAAUGUCGAGAAAAUAUUGAAUAUAAUGACAUUAGAUAUUUACCACAAAAUGUUAUUUAUAACCACUUACGUUCGCAAUUUUUUGAAGCUGGACAUAUUUUACCUUUAAUUAAAUCGGAAGAAUUAUCAUGUGAUAGUGAUUCAGGUGAUUCAGAAGUUGAUAAUCCUAUACUAGUUAAGAAAAAGAAAAUUCUAGAGGCAGUUAAAUCAAAUCCAAAUAUAUCAUUUCAAUCAAUAUUUCAAAUUGGAAAUUCAAAAAAACAACAUCCAAAAUAUCAAAAUGCAAUGAAAGAAUUAGAAGAAAAAAAUUAUAAAAAUGCUGAGCAUUUGUGUAAAGAAUUUCUCAAACCUUUUCCAGAAAGUUAUUCCAUGAGAUGUAUUUUAGCUUAUACUUAUUUAUGUCUUGAUGAUUAUGAGCAAGCAUUUUUAUAUUUAAAUCAAGCUAUUAAGUUGAAAGAAAAAAGAUCUAUUACUUGGUCUAUUCGUGGAGAAAUUAAUUUUAGACAAGGCAAUUAUUAUGAUGCAAUAAGAGAUUUAAAAUCUUCAAUAAAAUAUAAGACCUAUUCAAAGAAUAGUUUAUGUCUUAAGUAUUGUGCUUAUAUCUAUGAAAAGCAAGGAAAAUAUUCUGACACUUUAAUGGUAUUGAAUAAGUUGCUUAGUGUUAAUAAGAAAGAUUCAUUAAUCUUAUGUUAUUAUGGUGAAAUUCUAAGUAUAAUGGAAAAGUAUGAUGAGGCCGCAAUAUAUUUUAUAAAAGCAAAUAAUAUAGAUCCCGAAAAUGUUCAUAAUUUAACUAAGAGAGCUAUUGCAUAUUAUAAUCUUCAAGAAUAUGAUAAAGCCUCAUUAGAUUUUAAUAAAGUUAUACAAUUGGAUAUUUCAAAUAUUUUAGCAUAUUAUUAUAAAGGACUAAUUUAUUACAGAAUGGGAGAUAUUGAUAGUUCUAUUACAACAUUUAAAAAAUGCAUUGAGUUAGAUCCUAACAAUGAUUUAGAAAAGAUGUAUUUGAAAGAGUCAAGAGAUUAUCUUUCUCAAAUUUCUACAGUUGAUUUUAACCUAAAGUGCUUACCAAACUACCAUAAAUUAAUUACUAAGAUUAAUCAAUUUACUAAUAUUUAUCAUGAUAAAUCAUUGCUCAUUAUGAGAUGUAAAGUAUAUAUUGAAUUAAAAAAGUAUAAAGAUGCAGAAUUAGAUUUGAAUAGAUUAUUUGAGCUAAAUAAUGGUAUCUCAUUUGUAUACUUACUAAAAAAAUAUUCAAAUUUUUGGUAUUACUUGUGUAAAGGUUACUGUGUUAAUGAUUUUAAUGACUUAAUUGGAUUUAAAGAAUUUAUUAAUAUGUAUAUGUUUAAAGAACAUUAUGUUUAUUUUGCUUCAAAUCUUUAUAAUUUGAAAAAUUAUCAUCAAUUUCAUUUUCAAGAAAGUAAUAUAAUUAGUACGUCAGGAUUGAUAUUAUCUCUUGAAUAUAAUCAUUUAAGAUUGCCCAGACUAUAUUCGCGUGAUAUAGAAUUUUGCAGCCAUCAUAGUACAAUCCCUAUAACCCCAAUAACCUAUGAUAUAGUUUGGAGAAUAAAUGUCAAAAAAAUAAAUUCGCCAGAUGCCUUCAUAAAUUUUAUGAUUGAAAGUAAUACAAUAUUUUAUAAGACAAAGGAAUAUAAAUUAGAAUACACGGAUUUACUAAAUCUUGAGGGAUUAGGUUGGAUUGAAUAUGUGACAUUUUUUUCUAUAAAUUGGCCUUAUUCAGAAUGGAUACAAUUUUCAAUUGAAACAAAGAAAGAAUCUAUUGAUAUGGAAAUAGAUUAUGUUCGACUUAUAAGAUCUACUGUAGGAAAUAAUCAUGAAAAUCGAAUUUAUUUUCCUAAAAUGAAUCAUUUAUUAUUAGAUAAUGUUCCAGAAGCUUUAGAGGACAAAUACUUUUUACGAAAAGAAACAGAACAUUUGCUUGAAUUAAAGGAUAUCAUCGGUAAUCUAUAA